Molecule: messenger RNA, 706 nt
Organism: Saprolegnia diclina VS20
Lineage: Eukaryota; Oomycota; Saprolegniomycetes; Saprolegniales; Saprolegniaceae
Exons: 1
Coding region: 109-555 (148 amino acids)
Molecular function (GO): protein binding
Source: RefSeq, a predicted model, not a curated record
UGACGUCUUCAAAGACAAGCAAGAUCGCGAAAAAGCCGUUUCCACCUAUCUUCAUCAGCUGCGUGGGAUAGCCGACUCGAACUAUCCGAUCAAGAAGAGAAAGGCAACAUGGCAAGCCGUCCCGAGCGCUGCGCCUUGGUCCUUCGCUACGAGAGCCAGCGCCGCGAGCUCGCGGUCGGCCUCGACACGACGCUCCUCGACGUGCGCAUUCUCGCCGCGCACCUCUUUGAGCUCGCGCUGCCCACGAGCAGCAAGGAGCUGCCAUGGGACCUCACGUACGAAGACAACGAGGGCGACGAGGUGCAUUUGACCAACGACAUGGAGCUCCAAGAAGCGUUUACGAUGCCAUCGCUCACGAUAGCAGUGCAUAUGAAGCGGAAUCUGCUCGAGGCGACCAUCAACGAGCACGUGCUUCCUGCCGUGCAGUCGUCGUUGGCAACGGUGGCCGACUGGUUCACGCAACUCAGUCACGACACGCCCGAGACGACGUCGGUGCCACGCCGGCGGGACCGCGCCGAGUCCGAGACCGAGUCCGAGUCGGACGACGAGCUCUAAGUUGGUGCUACAUGUACAAGAAUGGCGUGUUUUCCGAGAUGCAUUAUCAUCUUAUGUACCACAUAUACACACACACGACACGUAUCUACUACCAUGCAGGCCGCGCGUUCUCUAAUCCCUUGGGUCUUCUAUAUCCUUGCUUCGUCGUGGU